Messenger RNA from Hypoxylon trugodes, 2170 nucleotides. RefSeq lists its product as uncharacterized. The transcript is spliced from 7 exons. Gene Ontology annotation, biological process: protein localization to plasma membrane. Lineage: Eukaryota; Fungi; Ascomycota; Sordariomycetes; Xylariales; Hypoxylaceae. The record is from RefSeq and is a predicted model, not a curated record. Bases 373 to 1962 code for a protein of 529 amino acids. Gene Ontology annotation, cellular component: plasma membrane.
CAAUAAAUAGACACUUUCCGAUGCCCAAGAAAUCUUUAGGUAAUGCCCAAUAUACCUAAUUUGUACAAGGUUACAGCCACUUCCUCUUGAAAAUAGUCACCUGUCUAGGCAUCUAGUCCUUUCUAUCGAAGUGAAUACCGAACUAGGAAGAUAUAUCUAAUAUUCAAGGUUGAUUUAGCUAUUUACUAGCUCGUAAAGCUAUGGCUCACCUGUAAAGCUAAAGUUCAGCCUCUCUCGGUGAGUACUCAGACCUCAUAUACCUGUCUGGAGAGGUAUAUAUAUUUAAGCCGAAGUUUCUUCUUUCUGUUCCCUUUUCUACCAUUGGCCUAUCCUACAACCGGAUAAAUCCGAGUCGAUAAAAAAACCGCCAUCAUGUCGUACAAGAUUGCCGCCCCGGACGAGUACCUCGCCGUCACGGGUAUGGGCGUUAAGAGUGUACUCAUCACUAAAGCAGCUUGGGUAUGGCCACUCCAGAGAUGCACAAGAUUCUCGGUUCAGCCUCAUGAUUAUGCCAUGAACCUCCAAGCGAUGACGAAGGAGAAACUUCAAUUUCUUCUUCCUGUCGUAUUUACUAUCGGACCGGAUGUCAAUAACCGAGGAGCCAACUCCAAGGCCCAUAGGGCCAAUGCGAGUCCACGGUCAGGGCAGGCUGCAGACAAUCGUGCACUAGAUGAAGACCGCGGCGACUCUCUGAUGAAGUAUGCCAUGCUAUUGGCCGAGUCGACCGCCCAAAAGCAGGGCUCUCAAUAUCUCGAGAAUAUCGUUAAAGGUAUUAUCGAGGGUGAGACCAGGGUAUUAGUAUCGUCCAUGACCAUGGAGGAGAUUUUUACGGAACGUGAGGAAUUCAAACGCCGUAUCUUCCGUAAUAUCCAGGGCGAGCUCGACCAAUUCGGCCUUAAGAUCUACAACGCAAACGUUAAGGAAUUGAAGGACGCGGAAAACUCCACCUAUUUCCAAUCACUCUCACAGAAAGCCCAUGAAGGUGCUACCAAUCAAGCCCGCAUUGACGUCGCGGACGCGCAACUCCGCGGUAAUGUCGGUGAGGCCGAGAGACGCGGCCAACAGGAGCGAUCAAUCGCGAAGAUCAACGCAGAAACGGCCGUUCAGAAAACGGACCGUGAUGUUGAGCGUGCAGCUGCCGAGGCCAACCUUGCAACGCAAAAGACGAUACUCAACCGAGAUGUCGAAAUCGCACGAAUUCAAGCAACACGUGCUACUGAAUCGCGAGACGAAGAUUUGAAGAAAGAAGUCCAAGUCAAGCGUGCAGCAGCCGAACUCGAACGUCUGCGUGCCGUCGACGUCGUUAAGGCUUCGAUUGCCCGUGAAAGCAAGCAACACGCUGCUGAUGCCAAAGCGUACGAAAUCGAAGCCGAUGCACGGGCCAACUUCGAAAAGUCCACGAAGACAACAGAUGCAAAAGCCUAUCAGACCCGAAUCGAAGCGGAGACGCAAGCGGCGGCUGAUUAUAACAGAACCACGAAGCAUACCGACGCUGCGGCGUACAAAACGAAGAUGGACGCUGACGCGCUGAACCACGCGGCGAUUAAGAACGCCGAUGCGGAUUUGCAGAAGAGAUUGAAGGAAGCAGAGGGAUUGACGGCAAUGGCUGGGGCUUACGCUAAGAUGAGCGAGGCGUUCGGUGGCCCAUCCGGUCUCUUACAAUACAUGAUGAUCGAGAAGGGCACAUACGUCGAGCUCGCCAAGGCCAAUGCUGCUGCAGUACACGGCAUGCAACCCAAGAUCAGCGUAUGGAAUACCGGUUCCGAUGCUGGUUCGGCUGGUGGUCAGGGAUCCGGUCAAGAUUCUGCAGCGACUUUGCGAAAUGUAUAUCAACUCCUCCCUCCACUUAUGUCGACCAUUCACGACCAAACAGGCAUUACACUACCCGAAUGGCAGUUUGGAAAAUUGCCCCAAAACGAGGUAGCGAGGCGAGACCAUGGCAAGGUGAAUGGGGAGAAAUAAAGAGAAAUAAGGUAGGAAAUCUCCCACGGAACAGCCCAUCGUUUUCGCAUUUUCUUUUCAGUUUGAUUCCCUUUGCUUUUUGCAGAUAGACCAGACAUGUAUUCUCUAUGUAUUCCUAUGUAGCAUUGCGUAGAGGUGUUAGCAUGUGUGUUUGUUGAUACCUCUUCGUAUUUUAGAUAUUGAAAUUGAAUAUACGUAGUUAAUUAAA